Molecule: messenger RNA, 5205 nt
Organism: Tachysurus fulvidraco (yellow catfish)
Lineage: Eukaryota; Metazoa; Chordata; Actinopteri; Siluriformes; Bagridae
Gene: map4l
Product: microtubule associated protein 4 like
Exons: 14
Coding region: 171-2702 (843 amino acids)
Biological process (GO): microtubule cytoskeleton organization; neuron projection development
Cellular component (GO): neuron projection
Molecular function (GO): microtubule binding
Source: RefSeq, a predicted model, not a curated record
UGUGUGUGUGUGUGUGUGUGUGUGUGUGUGUGUGUGUGUGUGUGUGUGUGUGUGUGUGUGUGUGUGUGUGUGUGUGUGUCGUACGGAUUGAGCGCAGAGGUGCACCUGACCGUGAACAGAAACAAACGCAUCAUUCCUGUUUUAAAACAUUUCAGCGCCUGACCAAGACAAUGGACUUUAAAGGUGACAUUCAUACAAAUGGAGCUCAUAAGUCUGGCCAGGACAAUCUUUUAAAGAAAGAUAAUAUGCCUACCCUAGAGGCAAGAAGUUUUGACAAUAAAGUUGGUAACCCCAUUGAUAAACUUGAUGGGAAAAAAGAAGGACAGAUUGGGAGUCAGUGCCAAGGGUCUCUGGCAGAAAAAGGCUUUGGUCAGAUCUGUAACACUGACAUGUUUGGUUUCACCCAGCAAGGAAUGAAUACAACUGCUAAUAUGAAUGUGGCCCCCUUUCAGUCCACUAAACCUCCCACAAUGGAUGAAUCUCAGAAGACAUCUAUCCUACAUGCUAAUGAACCACCAAAACCUUUCCUGGCCCCCAGUAAACCAUCUGAUACAAGCACUCACAAUAUCUUGGAAAAACCUGCAGAAGUAUGCUCUUGGACAGGUCAGGCAAUGCACACCCAUUCUCUCAACAAGGCAGAGCAGAGUCCCUCAGAACAUUUGGGUUACCAAGGGUUUCUGCAUAAAGAUGCCACAUCAGAUGAAGGGCCCAAUGAGGCUAUACAGCAGAAGAGGAAAAAAAGUGAAACUAGUGAAGAGGCAUGUGGUCUCCUGGAAAGCCUCAGGUCUCCUGAGAAAACCAAAUCAAAAAGCUCUAGCCAAGAAGAAUGUUCACCCCCUGGUAAUGGUGAGACCUGGAAGAGUGAAAUUCGAGAGUGGGGUGGUGGACGGAUCCAGGCAAAGAAAAGUAAGAGCAGAAUGAAGCUCCCUGAUGAGUGGGCCAAUUUACAAAAUACAGGGAGCCCCUCGCUUCAUCCUGACCCAAAUACAGCAAAGGACAUAAACAGGGAAAUGCUUGUUCCUGACAUGUAUGAGGCCAAAGACCCUCCUAGUACUUUUGUUGAAGAAGAAAGUUUAUUACCUUCUUUCACAACUGCACUUCAGUCGGCCAUCCCAGCAACAAUAAGUCAGGGGAAUGACAACUUACUUUCUGACAACCAUGGUCUAUCCCAGAGCAAUCAAGUGUUGGCCCCGAAUUUCACGUCUGGCUUUGAAACUACUGUACAUGCCAUCUCUAGCCCACAUGCAGACUCCAAAACAUUCAAGAACAACUCAUCUGUAAGUGAUCCCUCCCCACCAGACACUUCCAGCACUGUAGUAAGCCAAAAUCCUGCAGAUCCUGCUCCCCAAACAAAGCAUCAGGAACCACCACUGGCAAAGUCCCACCAAGUGAAAGAAGAAAACAUUGCUAAAGAGAAGACAGAGAAAAUUGAUGCUUCGUCUAAGACCCUUGUAAAAGUAGACAAGCUUGAAAACACAGAAAAGACUGACAUCAAGAACGUGGACAAUAGACAGGUAGACAAACAGGACUCUCAAACUGAGAAGAAUGGAAAAGAUAAGAAAAAGGGUGAUAUUGAAGAGACAAAAAAGGAAGUAAAGGAAGAGAAGAAGAAUGGCAGUGAAAAAGUGGAUAAGACAGUCAAGAAUGAGAAGAAUGUGAAGGCUGCCAAAGAGACCAGCAAACCCACUGCAGCAAAUGAAACUAAAGAUUUGAUCAGUCCAGAUAAAGUCAAGUCAAAUAAACAAAAUUCAGCAAAACCAAACUCACAUUCCACUGGAGAAAAUUCCGGUUCAGCAAAUAAAAAAGGCCCUGUGGCUAAAAAAACAUCUCCAACUGGCACCAAGAAGCCUGCUGGCAUCCCUUCUACCUUUGAGGCAAAGACACCUGAGAACAGUACACUGACCCAGAGGAAGCCUCCAGUUCCAAAGUUUAAUGGGGCAUCAGCUCCAAAAGCUUCUUCUGGCACCAAGACCAGUAGCUCCUCAGUUAAACCCCUAAAGAAGACUCCUACAAAUGCAUCCAGUGCACCAGCAACACAAGCUAAGGAUGGGACUUCAGCCUCUCGGGCCUCCCGUAUCACCAAACCUCCUGUGCCCAAGCAAGUACCCCUGCAAAAGAAGCCCCCAGUUCCACGAGCACCACGCAGUGCUCGGAUUCCUACCACACCCCUGCCUGAUCUAAAGAAUGUGUCCUCAAAGAUUGGCUCCACAGACAACAUGAAGUACCAGCCUGGUGGAGGCAAGGUUCAACUAGUACACAAGAAAAUGGACUUCAGCCACAUUACCUCCCGCUGUGGAUCCAGAGACAACAUCAAGCAUGUCCCCGGAGGAGGAAACGUUCAGAUUCUGAAUAAAAAAGUUGAUUUAAGCAAAGUCACCCAAAAAUAUGGCUCCAAGGACAACAUUAACCACAAGCCAGGUGGUUGUAAUGUAAAGACUGAGUCUGAGAAGAGCAAGUCCAAAACAGGAUCAAUGGACAAUGUUGGACAAGAGCUAGGUGGUGACCACGCUGAGGUGGUAAAGGUUCAACAGAAAUCUGAAGGAAGCCCCCCUGCUCCUGAAAACCCACCAAUUCAGACUAAUGAAGGGAUGAAAGAGAAGGGUCUAAAAGAGAGCUCUCCUGUACCCCCAGCUGCACCCUGUGAAGGACAGGGACUCUUGAAUUCUCAAAGUCAAGCCAAACACAUCCCUGCCAUAAACUGAAUCCUACAGGCUGAGCUUCCAAGCGGAGCUUACACAAAACCGUGGCACCAGUAUCAUCUCCUGGUCCCUUCCUGAGUGGCAGCCACCUUUCACCCACAAUGAAUUCGCAGUGUUUCUCUGAGGUCUAGUCUCCUUCCUCUUAACCUAGCCUGUUGCAUAUAGUAGCCUGGGAAUGGGCUUGAAACCAGCACACUAGUGCAACAAAAGCCGAACCUUUUAACACAUCACCUAUAUAUCACCUUUCUCUCUCACCAUUAUCAUCUACUUCUCUGUUUCCUCAGAUACAUACAGAUUUCAUCUCAAUUCAAGGCUUCGGCAGGGUUUCAGAGCUAGCUUGGUUUCAGUGUACAGUGCUGGAUGGAAGCCAUAUUAGCCUCAUACUGCUAACUACACAGAAACAUGCUUACUUCUUCUUUUCUUCAAAAAGGGUCAAAAUAAUCAAAGAUUAUGGUAUCAAGUGGAGGAAUCUUAAAAUAGAAAUGAUGCCUUGCCCAAAAUUUAAUUUAAUUUAGCAAAAAUAAUGAUGCCAAAAUAUAUGAAAUCGCCUAUGAAUGUGCAUCUACCAGACUAAAAUGAGCUAAACCAGACUAAGAUUUCCAGAAUAUUAAUAAAUUAUAUUAAUACCCCAGGUUUAGAGUGAGCCAGUAUUUUCUAUGGCUGCCCAUUGCCCAAUGUAAACUCCCAUGCAGUCACUAAGGAGCCUGUAUUGUACCUAAGUAUGCCAAAGUAAAUGUUUGCCCCAUCCAAAAUGAGGAAAUCAUACCACUCAAAUUUUAGACCAGUGAGACAGGUGCACUUUUACUGUGUUUACAUUAUUUUAAUAACGAUCCAUAAUUUUAUGCCAACAUUUUUGGAAACGUAGUAUACAGGAUUUCUAAACAGAAAGACAGUGCAGUACACUGAAAUAAUAAAUUCACAUACAGCAGGCAAAUACUUUAAUAUUGCUCAAUGACAAUACAAAAUCAGUACUUCCCCUGUUGAGGUCAAAGAUCCACAUUAAUUUAAGCUCAAAAUCUGUAUUUGAAUAUAUUUCAUUUUCAUAUCAAAAGCCUAACAUUUUACCCAGUGUAGUUAAAAGAAUCAUGACCUUAUAGAGUCAAAGUCAUGAACUCUUCAGUGAAAGUCCUUUCCUUAGGACACAAUAUGCUAUGAAGCACAAUAUGGAGUUAUGAAAUGACAGACAUUUGGGAGAAAGUCCAUGGCCGACAUGUUACCAUCGUCAGACAAUAUUUCUGUGCUAACCCCCUUUCUCCUAACCACUUUUCAGCAACCCCCUACACAAAAGGGGCCUAGCAAUCUAGAGCAAAGCAGAAUAGCAGGUUCUCAAAGUUCUCUGCACUCGCAAAAUUAAACAUGUGAUUAAAAAUCUCUUUCUUCACAAUGUGUAAUAUACUUUAUCUGGAUACAGUGUAAACAUCUAACGAAAUAAAUCAGUCCAGUAAAUGUGAAUUCUGCGUGAAUGUUCAGGCCUUGCACUAAGGAUUCACAAUAAAAAUAUGUGUAUUAUUUAAUGUUUGUGCGAAAGCCUGUGGAUAUAAUUAGCAACAUUAAUAUUCAGUACCAAGUGUACAUGCCUUUGUGCCUAGUGUGUGUGCACAGUGUGUGAACAGUGUGCAGUGGUCACAUGUAUUCAUGCAUGCAGCCAUGCUAUCUUACUUUUUGAAUGAUCUCAUGCAUAAUGUCUUGUAAAAGAGGUUAUAUAAUAGCUGCACCUCAACAACACAUACACACAAAGCAAUUGGUAUAUAGUUCCACUGACUGGCAAAAUACAAUGAAAAGGGUUUACUGUAUGUACUUUACACUGUUUUUCGUAUUAAUGAAACUGAAUACUUGUGCAACUUUUCUGUGUGUUUUUGGGUAAAUGGACGCAUCACCACUAUAAGGCUGCCGAAAACGCAAGGCAGUGUAUUGCUUUGAAUAUGUUUAGUAGAUACGACAAGACAAUCCAUUUUUUGGUAUUUUGUAAUGUGUUUUGUAGAUCAGCAUGCUUAGCAAACGUAAAAGAGCAAUAAUUUGUGUGCUUUAAAAUGAAUAUUUAUCAUAAUUUAUUCGCCUCUUACUUUAAUAUCAUACAUUCAAUACAAAAACACUAACUCUCCAUAUGUUUAAAAUAACCGCUUUUAAGCAGCACAACUCGAGAAUAACAUACACGUCCUGCUCUCUUCCUAAAUACUGUUAUUUUGUUUUCAGACAAUUUAAGUGCUAUUGCUUUGCUUAUUCAGUCCUGAAAGCACAAAAAACAUAGUGAGGCACAGUAUUAAGACAGUGAUGAGUUAAACAUUACUUCAUAAAUAUUCUGUGUAAACUUUGAUCAUUAAGUUAUAUUUGAAUCUGUUACACCUGAGCUUUGCUUUAGUAUAAGAAAUCAGGCAUGAUCAGUGUAAAUGUUUGAUGCAUUUUGAUAUAUUUCCUGUCAUUUUUGUUUAAUCUCCUCUUCAACUGACUGAGUUUACUUUAUUUAGUUGGGCGUAGUUUUUCUUUUCACCUACAAUAAUCGAACAAA